UGGCUUUCUGCCGAGUCUGCGCGAGCAUCUUCAUUCCUCUCUCGCUGUAGUGCAAGUUUCAACUCUUCUGGUUCGGAAAUGGUUCAUGUUUCUUCCGAAGGAAACAAGAAUCCACAAGAAGAAUGAAGAAGAUGUGGAUUUUGCACAAUCGGUUCGUUGUGUUCUGCAUUGUUUGUUACCUCUGUUCUUCUCUGCAGCUUACGAGGGUUUCUUCAUCCUCACCUGCUCCACACAGUGACCAUGAUCAUAUAAAUUCAGAUGUUGGAAGAACACUGCAGCAGGAGCAAGAUGGUAAUCAUCAAAUACAUUGCUCAAGAGAAAGGAGUAGAGUAGCUUGGAAAAUCAUUCAAGAGUAUUUGAUGCCUUUCGUGGAGAAAGAAAAAUAUCAUAUCUCAAAAAGGUGUAGGCUUCACCCUGAUAAUGAUAUAUACAGAGAUCAGGAAGACCAUAAGUCUCAUAUAGAUAUAAAUGAAUGGCAGUGUGGGUUCUGUAAGAAAAGUUUCUAUGAAGAGAAACAUCUUGAUCAGCAUUUCGACAACAGACACUCCAAUUUACUUAAUUCGAGUGAAAGCCGGUGCUUAGCCGACGUAUGUGGUGCACUGCACUGUGACCUUGAAAUAAAUUCUGGGUCAAAAAAAUCAAAGUGCAACCCUGCUGCCGCUGCAAGAAAUAAACAUCUGUGUGAGAGCUUAGCUGAUAGUUGUUUUCCAGUUAAUGAGGGCCCCGCAGCAAGCCGGCUUCAUGAAUUCUUUUUGCACCAAUUCUGUGAUGCACACAGCUGUACUCCAAGUGGGAAACCUUUCUCCAGAGGGCGCAGGAAGAGGACAAAUGUGUUCUACAUCGUGGCCUCCAUUUUUCUUGUGGUGCUGCUGCUACUUUACUAUCUCUACAUUUACUUGUAUCAAAGAGGAAUGAAAAGGGAAACUCAAGUGCUGAAGCGUAUCUCACAAGCCAGCAGGAAGAAAAAGCCAUCUUAAUUGAUGCUGAUGGAUAUUUCCCUACAGAAGUUCUCAGCCUAGUUUUUUCAGAAAGUAAAAGGGGUUGCUAAUGGAUACACCGUACUGCACUUGAAAUCCACUCUACGCCAUUCUGCUAUUUGCAAGUGGAAGUAUGAGGAAGAAAGUGGUCGCGGACUUCAAAUGAAGUGUAUCUGAUUUGCUAAUUUGUCAGCCAAUUUCUUUGUAAACACAAAGGAAGUUGCUGCAUGACUGAAUCCACCUUGGUUGGGUAUUUGCAUUUUAUUGUGGAUGACAUCACUAACAAGAGAAAUUACAUGAACCUUUGCAUUGUAUUUUCUUAAUUUGUGUACUAGCUUGAUUUGGAUUGAUUUGUAAACCUUUUCAUAUCAUACAUCAUACAUGUGUACAUUACACACGUACAGUAAUCUGCUCAAAAAGGUUUUUGAGGAU
Lotus japonicus is the source of this 1409-nucleotide messenger RNA. RefSeq lists its product as uncharacterized. The transcript has 9 exons. The record is from RefSeq and is a predicted model, not a curated record. Bases 123 to 977 code for a protein of 284 amino acids. NCBI's taxonomy places the organism in Eukaryota, Viridiplantae, Streptophyta, Magnoliopsida, Fabales, Fabaceae.